CUGUGAUUGGUCGCCCGCCCCUCGAUCACUGACCAAGAUGGCGCCCAGCUUGGUGGAGCAUGUUGUGGCGGACGCUGGAGCGUUUUUAAAAAAGGCUCCUCUACAGGACAUUGGGAGGAAUAUUUACACUCUGAGGGACGUUGUGGAUGAAAUUCGUGACAAAGAGACGAGAAGAAGUCUGAGCUUCUUACCGUACCGGCUGACCUUCAGGGAGCCCAACCCGGAACACAUCAGACACGUGACGGAGUUCUCUAAGAAGACGGGGGACUACCCCAGCCUGUCGGCGACGGACAUCAAGGUUCUGGCGCUGACGUACCAGCUGGAGCUGGAGCAUGUGGGCUCGCAGCACCUGAAGACAGACCCGGAGGUCCAGGUCAACGUCCUGAGCACACAGCGCCACCCGGAGGCCCCAGUCAACGUGGCAGGGUUCCACUUCCCCUCCAAGAAAGCCACAGACGCUCCCAGUGUCCGCCGCCAGCAGACAGCGGCGGGAAGCGAGACAGACGGCGAGCAGUUCAACAGCUUCCUGUUCUGGAGGGAAGCUCCGCCCCCAUUGGAUGACGAGCUGCUGCGUUUACUGGGUCCACUGGAGGACCUGAAGCCAGACGACUCUCAGACCGACAGCCAGCAGUUCAGCAGCUUCCUGUUCUGGAGAGAAGCUCCGCCCCCGUUGGACGACCAGCUGCUGCGUCUGCUGUCAGGAGGCGGAGCAACACCACAGCCGGGGGCGGAGCCUGGGAAAGACGAAGUCCAAUCAGGUGAAGAGGAGGAGGAGCAGGAGGAGGAGGAGCAGGAGGAGGAGGAGCAGGAGGAGGAAGAGGAUGGUGGAGGUUGGAUCACUCCCAGUAACAUCCGACAGGUGAAGAUGGAGUCUUCUGAUUGGGCGACUCCUGAUGAUGUCACAGUGGGCUGUCUGACCACGGACUUCGCCAUGCAGAACGUUCUCAUCCAGAUCGGCCUCCACGUUCUCUCUGUCAGCGGGCUGAUCAUCAAACAGGCCCGAAGUUACGUUCUCCGCUGUCACGCCUGCUUCAGGACGACGAGCAACAUGAGCAAAGUGUUCUGUCCUCACUGCGGGAAUCAAACCCUGAAGAAGCUGGCGGUGACGGUGAACCAGGACGGCAGCACGCUGAUGCACUUCUCCAAAAACCCCAAAGUGCUGAACCCCCGGGGGCUGCGGCACUCCCUGCCGCUGCCCCGCGGGGGGAAACAUGCCGACAACCCGCAGCUGGUGGAGGACCAGCGCUUCCCGCAGCAGCGCCUGUCCAGGAAGGCUCGCCAGAAGACGGACGUGUUCGAUCCCGACUACGCCGCCGGGGCGUCGCCGUUCUGCCUCAACGACGUGUGCAGCCGCGCCGCCCACCUGCACAUCCGGGACGGGCGGAGCGGCGGCGGGCGGCGGCGCGCCAACCCCAACGCCGCUCGCAGCAAGUUCGUCAAGAAGUGACGUUGCCGUGGAGACGGGCGCGGUGGUGCAGCGGGCGGUCGGCAGUGACAACACAAUAAAUGAUCUGACGUCGAGCUGCGAUUGUCUG
Messenger RNA from Salarias fasciatus (jewelled blenny), 1535 nucleotides. RefSeq names its product NIN1 (RPN12) binding protein 1 homolog (gene nob1). Lineage: Eukaryota; Metazoa; Chordata; Actinopteri; Blenniiformes; Blenniidae. Bases 38 to 1447 code for a protein of 469 amino acids. Gene Ontology annotation, molecular function: RNA endonuclease activity. Gene Ontology annotation, cellular component: preribosome, small subunit precursor. The transcript has 10 exons. Gene Ontology annotation, biological process: ribosomal small subunit biogenesis; maturation of SSU-rRNA. The record is from RefSeq and is a predicted model, not a curated record.